Trifolium pratense (red clover) is the source of this 1757-nucleotide messenger RNA. Its product is annotated as DNA ligase 1-like. The record is from RefSeq and is a predicted model, not a curated record. Bases 297 to 1541 code for a protein of 414 amino acids. Lineage: Eukaryota; Viridiplantae; Streptophyta; Magnoliopsida; Fabales; Fabaceae. The transcript has 2 exons.
AUAGGACUGUUAUUCUUAGAUAUUCGCCAAAAUGUAAUUAAAAAAAAAAAUGAACUAUAUCUGAUCUAAAGAUCGGAUGGCCAAAAACUACCUAACCGCACGACGUCACCGACUUAUGACUGCAAUGAAUAAACAACCGCUUUGCGAAAAUGUUUUUUAAGGUUUCCAUUUUUAUGUAGACAGUUCCAUUUCCAAUUUCCGAAUCAAGAAACUAAAAAAGAAGAAGCUAACAAAAUCCGCACACAACAGAUUCAACCAAGGUUUUUGCAUCAUCACUGUCCAGUGAUAAUCUAGACAUGGAAGACACAUCAAAAAUAUCUCUGAAGAUCAAGACUGAGGAUGAAAAAGAAGGCGAUGUGAAGGAAGAUAAGUCUGAGCUAGAAGUAGAACUGAAGGUUAAGAACAAAUCAGUAGAGAAAAAGAAAAAGCAUAAGGAUGAGAGGAAAGCAGAUGAUUCCAAAGAUAUCGGCGAGAAUGGUAGUGAGAAGAAACACGACGAUAAGGAUGAAAAGGACAAGAAGAAAAAGGAAAAGAAAGAAAAAGAUGACAAAAGUGACACAAAGAAAAACAAAGAGAAAACUGCUAAGGACAACGAGGAUAAUUCGGAAAAGAAAGAAAAGAUGAAGAGUAAGGAAAAGAAAGACAAGGGUGAAGUAGUUGUUGAGGAUAAAAAGGGAAAAGACAAUGAAGAUGAUGAUGGUAAGAAAGAGAAAAAAAAGGAUGAGAAGAAGAAAAAGGACAAGGAUGAAGAAAUUAAAACAAAGAAGGACAAGGGGAAAGAAGAUGAAGGAGUGGAUAGUGAAGAGAAGAAGGAAAAAAGCAAAAAAAAAGAUGAGAAGAAAAAACACAAGGAUGAAGAUGUCGAGAAAUUGAAGGGAAAGGGAGACAAGGAUGACGGCGAAGAGAAUAAGAAGGAGAAGAAGGGUAAGAAAGAAAAAGAUAAUGACAGUGAAAAAAAUGAUGAAGGAGAAGAGAAGAAGGAUGUGAAGAAAAAAGAAAAGAAAGACAAGGGAAAUGGAGAUGAGGAUGACGGCAGUGAGAAUAAGAAGAAGAAAAAGGAUAAGAAAGAAAAAGAGAAAGACAAGGAUGAGAAAAUCAAUCCUGAGAAGGACAGUGAAAAAACUGAUGAAAAAGAGAAGAAGGAUAAGAAGAAAAAAGAAAAGAAAGACAAGGGUGGGGAAGACGGGGACGAGAAAGAUGGGAAAAAAGUAAUAAAAAAGAAAGAGAAGAAAGAUGAUAAGGAUGAAGUUAUUUCGAGGGAGUUAGGUGAACAAAAGGUUGAAGAGAAAGAGGAAGAAGUUGAUGAGAAGGAAGUGAAAGAGAAGAAGAAAACAGAAGACAAGGACAAAGGUGGGAAGAAGAGAAAGUUAACUGGAAAGGACAAGACCAAAGAUCUUAGCAAGCUGAAGCAAAAGCUUGAAAAAAUUAAUGGGAAAGUAGCAGCACUUCUUGAAGAAAAGGCAGACAUAGAAAAACAAAUAAGAGAAGAAGAAGAUGAAGGUUACGUGGUCGUGGAGAAGGCAAACGAUGUAGUUGAGUAGCUGUUCACUCGGCGCUUCAAAUUUAAGGUGUGUAUGGUGUUCAAUACAUGUUAUGUGCUGUGUUUGGUGUUUGUGUCUUUGUGAAUGCUUCAUACAUGAUACAGUUUAUAUAUUAGCUUGAAUACAUUGUAUAAUAAUAAGUAUGAACUAGUUGAAUGGUUUUAUGUGAAUAAACUUGUCCUUUGAUUAGGUAAUAAAUGUUACAUUUGUGGUCAA